This is a messenger RNA of Salvelinus namaycush (lake trout), 8346 nucleotides long. RefSeq names its product protocadherin Fat 3-like. Gene Ontology annotation, biological process: homophilic cell-cell adhesion. The record is from RefSeq and is a predicted model, not a curated record. Gene Ontology annotation, cellular component: plasma membrane. Bases 1 to 8346 code for a protein of 2781 amino acids. Gene Ontology annotation, molecular function: calcium ion binding. Lineage: Eukaryota; Metazoa; Chordata; Actinopteri; Salmoniformes; Salmonidae. The transcript has 40 exons.
AUGUCUCAGGAGGAUGGUAGGAGUGUCGGGAGCGCGGACAGCGAGUCGGACCACAAUGAACACCAGACCACUAUCCAGAACCAGACCUACGUUCAGGACCAAGACCAGGAUCCAGACCAGGUAUUAGAAGAUGUGAUAGUAGUACUGGACCGGAUCGCCAGUCUCUCUGUGGACAUGUUCGAGCCCAGCGACUUCAAGGGAAGGUUCACUAAGAUCAAGCCCAGAUCCAGGAAGAAAACCCAGAUCUUCAGAGAUUGUGUCUGGACAACGUCUCAGGCCGUGUCUGGACAACGUCUCAGGCCGUGUCUGGACAACGUCUCAGGCCGUGUCUGGACAACGUCUCAGGCCGUGUCUGGACAACGUCUCAGGCCGUGUCUGGACAACGUCUCAGGUUGUCGUACAGGUUCUUACUCUCUGGUGGUGCGUGCAUUGAGCAUGGCUGGAGUGGAGACCAGUGCUACGGUCAGUGUCCAGGUGGGAGACCAGAACGACUGUCCACCUGUGUUCCAACAGCUCAGUUACAUAGGUGUUAUCAGCGAGGCUGCUCCGGUCAACAGUGUGGUCCUCGGGGAGGACGGUAACCCUCUGGUCGUACAGGCUACGGACCGUGACCGUAACCUGAACGCCCUGCUGGUGUUCAACAUCAUAGAUGAGACCGCUAGAUCCUUCUUCACCGUGGACUCUGGGACCGGGUCCAUUAGAACCAUCUCUACUCUGGACUACGAGACGUUCUCUGCCUUCUCCUUCCGGGUCCAUGUGAGGGACAGUGGGAGACCCCAGAGAACAGCAGACAACCCAGCUCAGGUCCAUAUCAAGGUGGUGAACAUCAACGACUCCCCUCCUAAGUUCUCCCAAGACUCCUAUGAGACGGUCCUCCUCCUCCCCACCUACCCCGGGGUCGAGGCCCUGAGGGUCACGGCCUUUGACCCGGACCUGACGCCUGACCCCGCCGUGACCCCUGCUGACCUCUCUGUGACCUCUGCCCUGGUGUACACCCUGGCUGACCGGAACCUCGAACACUUCUCCAUGGAACGUUCCACUGGCGUUCUCACCGUCAAGAACCGCAACCUCUCCAAGGACCGUUACCGCUUCAACGUCAAGGUGUGGGAUGGUCGUUUCUCCAGCACAGUGUUAGUAACCAUCCUGGUCCGUGAAGCGAUGGACAGCGGCCUCCUCUUCUCCCUCCCCGUCUACUCGUCCUCCGUCGCCGAGAACGAUGGCAACAUUUCCAUAGUGACCGUGGUGAACGCAGUGGGACACCGGCUUAACGAGCAGCUGAAGUACACGCUGCUGAAUGCCGGCGGUCGCUUCACGGUGCGCCCCACUUCCGGGGUGGUCCUGACCAUGGGAAUACCGUUUGACCGCGAGGAGCAGGACAGCUAUGAACUGGUGGUCGAAGCCAGCAGAGUCUACGACCGACUGAGGGUUGCUAGAGUUACUGUCAAGGUUCAGGUGGAGGAUGUGAAUGACAAUGCUCCGGAGUUUGUUGACUUGCCGUACUACGCUGCUGUCCAGGUGGAGUCAGACCCAGGCUCCGUGGUGUACAGGGUCUCAGCAUCAGACAGAGACUCUGGGCUCAACGGUGAUGUCGUUUACACACUGAAAGAGGAGCAUCGGAACUUCCAGGUGGACCCUCUAAGAGGUGAACUGAUCCUCAAGCGUUCCCUCGAAGCCGACCUGUCCAACGCUGAAUACAAACUCACCAUCGUAGCUCAAGAUGGUGGCUCCCCUUCCCUGUCCAGUGAGGUGGAGCUACCUGUCACUAUCAUGAACAAGGCCAUGCCGGUGUUUGACAAGCCUUUCUAUGGCAUCACAGUGAGGGAGGAUGUCCCCGUGUCCACCCCGGUCCUGUAUAUCAACGCUACCAGCCCCCAGGGACAGAGUGUUAUAUACACUGUCAUGGAGGGAGACCCUUCACUACAGUUUGACAUGGGCUUUGAUACUGGUGCGAUCCGGGUCAGCUACCCGUUAGACUACGAGACCACACCAUACUACCGAUUAACGGUGAAGGCUACGGACACGCAGACUGGUGCGAGGUCGGAGGUCGAUGUGGACAUCGCCGUGUUGGACGUUAAUGACAACCCUCCGCUUUUCCAGAACGUCUCAUAUUCCACCACGCUGCCCGAGAACUCCAUGAUCGGCACUCCGGUAUUACAGGUGUUGGCGUUGGACAGUGACUCGGAGCGUAACUCGUUGGUCCGUUACCAGAUCCUGUCAGACGUCUACAACAGUACCGACUUCUUCCACAUCGAUAGCAGCAGCGGACUGAUCCUCACCGCGCGUAUGCUCGACUACGAAACCAUGCAACAAUACACCUUCAUCGUCAGGGCAACCGACAGCGGCGACCCUGCCCUCAGCAGCGAGGUCAAUGUCAUGGUUUUGGUUACAGACACCAACGACAACCCUCCUUCCUUCAGCCAAUCGCUGUACGAAGUGUACUUGAGCGAGCUGGCCCCCAGGGGACAGUUUGUGACCUGCGUCCAGGCCUCUGAUGCUGACAGCUGUGAUGCAAAUAGACUCAGGUACAAUAUCCUGUCCGGUGACGAGCGGACGGUGUUUAUGAUGGACACAGAGACGGGGUUGAUAUCUCUGUCCAAUCAGAGAAGACAGGGGAUGAGGGCUUCCUUGAGGCUCAACGUGUCUGUGUCCGACGGGGUCUUCACCAACACCGCUGAGGUCAAUGUGUAUGUGCUGGGAGCGAACCUCUACAGCCCAGUAUUCAGCCAGAGGUUCUACCUGGCGGAGACCAGAGAGAACACACCUGCUGGAUCCAGAGUCAUACAGGUGCGCGCUACGGAUGAGGACUCAGGUCUGUUUGGUCAGGUGACCUUCACGUUCAUCAACGACUUGGGGAAGAGUAAGUUCAGCAUCGACGCUAAAGGCCUCAUCACCACCGCACAGAAACUAGACCGUGAAAACCCUAGCAACAAGGAUAUAGUCCUCACCGUCAUGGCCCUUGAUGGAGGAGGUCGUGCAGCGUUCUGUACAGUCCGUGUGGUGUUGACUGAUGAGAAUGACAACGCCCCUCGGUUCAGGGCGGUGGAGUAUCGUAUGAGCAUCAGGUCCAAUGUGGCUAAAGGAUCCUUGGUUACCCAGAUCCAGGCCUCAGACCUUGACGCUGGCCCCAAUGGACGGGUCAUCUAUUCCCUGUACAGCGAGGCCCGCCUGCCCCUGGUUGACGUACUGGAGGUGGAGCCGGACAGUGGCUGGAUGGUGACUAAAGGAUCUCUUCUCCAUCUCCAGGGAACCAUCCUAUCCUUCUUUGUCAAGGCUACAGACCGUGGCUCCCCGGCCAAACAUUCUCUGGUCUCAGCCUUCAUCCAUGUCCUCCCCCCGGACGCCCUGGUCCCCUCCUUCACCCAGCCUCAGUACUCCUUCACCAUACCAGAGGACACGCCAGUGGGCACGGUCCUGGGAAACAUAUACCUGGCCCCAGGACAGACUGGGGCUUACACCGCUGUGGGGGGAGAGACUCCCGACAGCAACCAGGAAAGAACAGGAGGUACGUUCCUGGUGGAGAGAGAGACGGGUCUGGUCCGGCUGACCAAUCCUCUGGACUAUGAACUGAUCAGCAUCUACAGGUUUAAAGUCUCAGCUACGACUCGACGAGACCUCAUAGAGUCCAUCUCUACUGUCGACGUGGAGGUGAAGAUUCUGGACAUAAAUGACAACAAGCCGUUGUUCGAGACCAGUUCCUACGUUGCCAUGGUGAUGGAGGGGAUGCCCGUGGGCACCAGGGUGGUCCAGGUGCGGGCGCUCGACCCUGACUGGGGCUCCAACGGACAGGUCACCUACAGCUUGGGUCCUCCACUUAACCAGAUCCAGGAGAACAGACCAGACCGGACCUCUGCUGGUCCCUCAUCUGGUAUUACUGGUACCAGAACUGGUUCAACUAGUUCUACUGGUACCGGACCAGUGUUCUCCAUUGACAGUAAAACGGGCUGGAUCACAACCCUGUCUGUUCUGGACCAUGAGGCUGGUCCCAGCUACACCUUCGUGGUGGUGUCUUCAGACCUGGGGGAGCUGCUACAACUAUCCGCUACCACUGUUGUCACGGUGUCUGUAGCAGAUGUGAAUGACAACCCGCCGCGAUUCGAGAGGGAGUUUUACCGGGGCGCGGUCAGAGAGAGUGACCCGCCAGGAGAGGUGGUGUCUGUUCUCAGCACCAAGGACGGAGACACCACGGAUCAGAACAAACUGGUCAGCUACCACAUCACAGGUGGUAACCCAGGGGGAGUGUUCAGUAUAGCUCUGGUCCAGGGUGAAUGGAUGGUGGUGGUGCGCGGUCAGCUGGACAGGGAAAAACAGGACUUCUAUCUACUCAACAUCACCGCUAGCGACGGCCUCUACAUCACCCGUACUGCCGUGGAGGUCACUGUCAUGGACGCCAAUGACAACGCACCUGUCUGCAACCAGGCGGUCUACAGCGUGACCUUCCCUGAGGACAUGCCUCCUAACCAGGGCAUUCUGAAAGUAGGUGCAGUCGACACAGACACAGGCACCAGCGCUGAGAUACAGUACUCACUGUUUGGGAUUGGAGUAGAGGACUUCUAUAUGGACGCAAACACUGGUGACAUGAAGACAGCGACGGUGAUGGACCGUGAGAAGACCUCCAGCUACAAGUUGAUCGCCCAGGCAACCGACGGGGGCGGGCUCUUCUGUCGCUCUGAGGUCUCUGUCACGCUAUUGGAUGUAAACGACAACCCGCCCUCCUUUUUUUCCAGCCAAUACCUGGCCAACAUUUAUGAGAACGCCGCCCCCAAAGCACUGCUGACACGCCUACAAGCCAGUGACCCUGACGAAGGUCCAAACCGUAUGGUGGUGUACUCCCUGGUCGACUCCGCAGACGGGUUCUUCUCUAUAGAUCCAGUAUCAGGCGUGGUGGUUCUGGAGAGAGCCCUGGACAGAGAGACCAGAGACUCCUACAGGGUCAGGAUCCAGGCCUCCGACUGCUCCGGACUGCAGGGGGCGCUAUCCUCACAGGUGGAUCUGACAGUAGUGGUGUUGGACGUCAACGACAACCCCCCGGUGUUCCAGAGGCGUGACUACACCGUCACCGUGCCCGAGGAUGUUGCCAUGGGAACAGAGAUCCUGCGGCUGUCGGCCACUAGUGAUGACAUUGGGGCUAACGCUGAGGUCACGUAUAGCAUCAGGGCUGGCAACGAACUGGGGAAGUUUCAGAUUGACAGAAAUCUGGGCUCCAUCUCAGUGGUAGAUGACCUGGACUUUGAGGUGUGUAAGGACUACUUCCUGACUAUAGAGGCUUGGGACGGCGGGGCCCUGCCCCUCAGCACUGCUACCAUGGUAACCAUAGAACUGAUGGACGUCAACGACAACGCUCCGGCCUUCAGUCAGGAUAUCUAUAACGUGCUGGUCAGCGAGGACGCGUCAGUCGGACAGACUAUCACCAAGUUGCUAGCAGAGGACCUGGACAGCCAGGUGAACGGGCGAAUCACGUACUCCAUCCUCCGAGGUGACCGUGGCAACCAGUUCUGGAUCGACCCGGUAACGGGACUGCUCAAAGUCAACAAGAGACUGGACCGGGAGGAGGUGUCCAACUAUACUCUGUCUGUCCAGGCAUUUGAUAGUGGUUCCCCCGCCAUGUCCUCUACAGUCAUCGUCAACAUAGAUAUCUCUGAUGUAAACGACAAUCCUCCUGUCUUCGCCACACCUAACGCCACAACCACUGUACAGUUGAACCAGCCAGCCGGGUCCAGUCUGCUGAAGUUGUCCGUCACUGAUAAAGAUUCCCCCAAUAACGGCCCUCCUUUUGAGUUCCGCAUUGUGUCUGGGAACGAGGGGAACGCUUUCUCUGUGGAACAGACCGGAGACUUACGGUCCAAUCGUGUUCUAGGACCUGAUGCUACCAGGGAGUUCACUCUGGAGGUCCAGGCCAGUGACAGCGGUGAGCCUCGUCUCUCCUCUUCUUGCUGGGUCUUCAUCAGGGUAGUCGGAGACAGCCAGUACAGACCCUCCGUCAACCCAUUGGACAUCUACAUCGUCACGGCAACAGACUCCUAUCCCGGCGGCCCGAUCGGUCGGAUAUACGCCUCCGACCGUGAUGUCACAGAUGUGUUGUCCUUUACCCAGAGGCCUUUGCAGCAGCGGAAUCCAUUCAAGAUCAACAGGCAGGACGGCGGUGUAGUGGCCCUGGCUGGACUGGAGCCUGGCAGGUAUCAGUGUAACGCUACGGUGAGUGACGGUCGUUACUCUGUCCCAGUGGUCGUAACGGUCGUGGUUGAACAGGUGACUGAGGAUCUCCUCCGUAGCGCCAUCACCCUGAGGUUUUCCUCGCUGACCCCUGAAGACCUGCUGGGACGACAUCUUAAUAAUAUCAAGCAGAGGCUGCGUGGCGUAGUCGGCUGGGGUUCGUCGUCGCUUGAGCAACAACAGGACCCUCUGCACAUUCUCGGUGUGCAGCCGAUGUCGGGGGGCGUCGACCUACUCCUGGCCAUGGAGAGACCAGAGGGGGAAGGAGAGGGUGGAGGAGGGUACCUAACCUCACAGGAGCUGAUCCUUAGGAUGGGGGAGGCGGGGAGGAGAGGGGGUGGGAGAGGACAGGGAGGGGUGUCGGCUACAGGAGGCCAGAGAGGGCAGCUCCAGGGUGUCCUAGCGGGCGCGGAGGUGCUGGCGCUAGCCUGCUCAGGGGAGCUCGACUGCGGGGACAGAGUGUGUGAGAAGGCCCUGGUGGUGGAAGGUGGAGCGAUGGUCACCUACAGCACCCCGACAGUCAGCUUCAUCACACCACGAUACAGCCGCACGGAGACAUGCACCUGCCCAGGAGGUACCUGUCCCAACCCCGUAGAGGAGCAGUGUGAGGGCCAAUCCUGUCCUAUAGACAUGCAGUGUGUUCGUUCCAGCCCCACAGCGCCCUCUGUCUGCCAGUGUCUGCCUGACAGGAUGGACCAGUGUGCAGGCCAGACGUCUCUGAGUUUCUCAGGUAACAGCUAUAUAAAGUACAGGGUGAAAGAAGGAGGCCAGGGAGGAGGAGGAGAGAUGAGACUGGGUCUAAUGAUCAGAACAUUACAGAGUAGAGGAGUCAUCAUGUAUACACGGGCCAACCCCUGCACCAUGCUGAAGAUCGAAAGUGGUCGUCUGUGGUUCCAGCUGGACUGUGACAACACGCUGGGCAUCAUGGGUAUCUCCGGCCGACCAAUCAACGAUGGGCGCUGGCAUGCCGUGACGUUAGAACUCACCAGCAACUAUACCCUCCUGUCAUUAGACGACAGCUACGUGGAACGCCGUAGGGCCGCCGGGGCGCCCGUCCGACUCUGGCCCCUCGCACCCGAUCCGUCCUUCUUCUUCGGUGCCCAAGUCAGACCUCCAACUUCCAAUCCAGGGGAGAAGGGACAGGGCCGUACCCAGGGCCCCGGGGAGAGAGGAAUGAGGGGUCCGCCCCGAGCCGAGGAUGGGUUUCAGGGGUGUCUGAGGUCGCUGGUGCUCAAUAGUAACGAGCUGCCUCUCCAGAACAAGAGGAGUCGCUAUGCAGAGAUAGCCGGCCUUAGUGAGGUGAAGCUUGGCUGUGUACUCUACCCUGACCCAUGUGUGAUCCAGCCCUGUCUCAAUGGAGGAACCUGUAACCAACUUCCCUCUGGUGGUUUUGGCUGUAGUUGCAGUAUGAGGUACACUGGAGGUCGCUGUGAGGAGGAGCUGACUUCGUGUCUACCGAACCCCUGUCAGAAUGGAGCAGACUGUACAGCCGGAGACACAGCCUUCUUCUGUGGUUGUCCCCGUGGUCUCACUGGACUCAUAUGUGAUGAGGAUGUGAACGAGUGUGAGCGUGAGGAGUGUGAGAACGGAGGAGUGUGUAUGAACACCUUUGGGGCGUACUAUUGUAACUGUUCCUAUGGUUACGAGGGCCAGUUCUGUGGAGAGAGGAGCCUACUGGACCCAGACCUACAGGAGCCUCUCUCCUACGUGGGUCCAGUAGAAAUCAUCGGAAUCGGAGUCCUGAUCUUCGUCAUCUCCCUCCUCCUCCUCCUCUACAUUAUCUUCAGGAAGAAGAUCAGGUUCCAGAGGAAGGACACCGGUUUCAGUCAGGAUGGAGGAGGGGCAACGGAGGGUGUGGCGGUGGGUGGGGUCGGGACGGGGGUGGGCAUGUCUGCUGUAUCCGUGGAGACCAGCUACCUGCUGACAAAAACAGGGAUGGGGUCAGAAGGCAUCGAGUUCAGGGCCGUACGUGUCGCUGCCGACCCCCGAACGCCCAGCAACGCCGAGGUCAGCGUCGGUAGUUAUGGCGACAGAGAUGGAGGUCUAGGCGGAGGUGUGGUGACAGGUGGAGGGGUGGGGCCUCCUCAGGUGAUGCUGGAACAAGGUGUUAGUGACGAUGAGAUCACAGAGUUCUGA